AUGACGAAAAUAACAGAUGCAGCAACGAGACAGGCAGUUCAAAGUGCCUAUGACGCCGUUAGAGCAACUGUUGUGGAAAGUCAAGAAAAAGAGUUACAACAGACCAAAACAGACCUAGUAAAUGCUUUCUUAAAAACGAAAAGUCAGGUAGGACAUUAUGCUGCAGAUGGAACAUAUGUGCCAGCUGGUGGAACUUAUAUACCACCAAACCCUCCAAGAGAAGCACCUGCACCAGGACUACCUAGAACAUUUACAUCGUCACAUGGACAUAGACACAGGCAUGCACCAAAACCAACACAACAACCAACAGUUCAAAAUCCAGCACAACAACAACAACCAACAGUUCAAAAUCCAGCACAACAGCCACCUCCACAACCAACAGUUCAAAACCCUGCACAACAACAACCACAAACAGAACAAGGACAUAAAAGAAGUAGAGAACAAGGAAACCAAGAAUUCUUAAAAAUGCUUAAAGAAGAGUGUGGUUUCUCAGAUACUGUUGACUUUAGUGACAGAUAUAAAGAAGCUAUUAGAAAGUUCAAGGAUGGAAAUACUGACCCGAACCUAUUUAGCUUUAUGGCUCAGCACCAAAACGGAUAUAAUCUCAAACCUGGAAAAUACAAGCUCGCUAAGGGAUAUGAUUUAAUAGCAUAUCAUCCAAAUGACAUGGAUGAAUUUACUCCGAGAUAUUUGAUGUCAGAGCUAAAUGACAAUUCAACUUUCGUCAUGAAACGCGUAAAAAAGAGAGACGGAACGAAAGAACAAAAGCUUAUGAAUGCGGAUGACGUAGAUAGGGAAAUUGUUAAAAACGGUCUCGGAAUAUAUGAAAUGCCAGCAGAUGAGGUACAAGAAACUCCACAGGAAGAAGUUCAGAUACAACCAGACAUGGAAGAAAUAGUUCAGCAACAACAGCUAGAAGAGCCUGAAGGAAACGAACAAGUCCCUCCUUUGGAAACUAACUUCACAGAACUAGAUGAAGAUUUGGAACAGCCGAAAAAUCUUGACCCUCAACAAGAGCAUGAGGUGAAUAUGGAAUCUUUCCAAGAGUCUAAGAAAGAUUCGGCUGACAUAGUAGAAGAAUAUCGAAAAAUGUUUGCCGACAUACAAAAGACUCCAACACCAGAUGAAAAUAUUCAGCAUAGAAUGAAAGUACUGAAAGAAAAU
This is a messenger RNA of Trichomonas vaginalis G3, 1164 nucleotides long. Its product is annotated as protein of unknown function, DUF4106 family. The record is from RefSeq and is a predicted model, not a curated record. The annotation marks the transcript as partial. NCBI's taxonomy places the organism in Eukaryota, Parabasalia, Trichomonadida, Trichomonadidae. The transcript has a single exon.